Messenger RNA from Aspergillus affinis, 1596 nucleotides. RefSeq names its product cytochrome P450. NCBI's taxonomy places the organism in Eukaryota, Fungi, Ascomycota, Eurotiomycetes, Eurotiales, Aspergillaceae. Bases 1 to 1596 code for a protein of 531 amino acids. The transcript is spliced from 3 exons. Gene Ontology annotation, molecular function: monooxygenase activity; heme binding; iron ion binding. The record is from RefSeq and is a predicted model, not a curated record.
AUGCUCUUGCAGGAAUUGUGCGCGACAGUAUCGGUGUCCGGUGUUCUGUCAGCGGUGGGCAUUUUCAUAGGAGGAUUGACACUGGUCUACGUCCUCUACAACUACCUAUUCCACCCCCUCCGACAGAUUCCGGGUCCUCUAUUGGCGGGCUUAACGCCGUGGGUGCAACUCUACCACGGACUGAAAGGGGACCGACAUCUAUGGCUCUAUCGACUACAUCAGACAUACGGAUCGCAUGUGCGCGCGGCGCCGAAUUUCGUCUCCGUGAAUACCGCCCAGGGACUGCAUGAUAUCUACGGCCAUGGCAAGAAGCUGAAGAAGGCAGAUUUUUACAAUGCGUUUCCCGCUAUCAAGGGUGUGUAUAAUACGCACAAUGCGAUCGACAAGGCGAUGCAUGGGCGGAAGAGAAGAGUUCUCAGUCAGGCGUUCUCGGACCAUGCGUUGAAGAGCAUGGAGGAUGUGAUGCUCUUGCAUGUGCGGCAGCUUUGCUCGGCGUUUGGCGCGCAGGGCGAGAAGAUGGGAGCGGAUAAGGGCGGUGCUGUGUUCAACAUGAGUAAUUGGUUCAGUUACCUUACUUAUGAUGUGAUGGGGGAGUUGUGUUUCGGUAAGAGCUUCGAUAUGUUGGUGUCGAGUGGCAAGCGCAAAUUGAUCGAAUUGGUUGAUCGUGCGGCGAAUCGGCACUAUGUGUGCGGACUGUGGAUGCCUCUGGAUAGCUGGCACCUCGAUCAGAUCGUGAUCCACCGACUCACCAACGACCGAUGGAAUUUCAUCAUGAGCUCGCGCGUGGAAGCCAAUGAGCGCGCCAAGGAACGCACGCAGGCCGGCCACGACUCCAAGAAGGAUUUCUUCUACUACCUGCUCAACGCCAAGGACCCCGAGACCGGCAAAGGCCUGACGACGCCCGAGCUCUGGGGCGAGGCCAACGUGCUCAUGAUCGCCGGCAGCGACACCACCUCGACCACGAUGGCCGCCGCCAUCUUCUACCUCGUCCGGAACCCGCGCGCCAUGGCGCUGCUGAAAAAGGAGGUCCGCGAGGCGUUCACGUCCGUCGAGGAGAUCGUCACGGGCGCCCGGCUCAACGAGCUCGUGUACUUGAAAGCCUGUCUGGACGAGGCCCUGCGACUAGCGCCCGCGGUGCCGGGCGCCAUUCCGCGCGAGGUCAUGGACGGCGGCGCCACGGUGGACGGGGUCUACCUACCCGCCGGCACGGACUGUGGAACCCCGACGUACGCCAUCCACCGCCAGGCGGAAUACUACCGCGAGCCGCAGGCGUAUCUGCCCGAGCGGUGGAUCGAGGGGGCGACCUGUCAGGCUCAGAUUUCGGGCCAGCAGACGAGUUGGACAGUCAGCAAGGAGGAGGUCGAGACGGCGCGCAGGGCGUUCUGUCCGUUUAGCAUCGGACCGCGCGGGUGUAUUGGCAAGGGGAUGGCGUUUAUGGAGAUGCGGUUGACUAUUGCACGGAUGAUGUUCCUGUUUGACAUUGAGUAUGCCGAUCGCACGGGUGAAGACGAGAGUGGCCAUUUGGCGUUGGUGGAUCAUUUCACGAGUGCCAAGAGAGGGCCUAACGUGGUUGUCAAACGGGCUGUAGCAUGGUGA